Messenger RNA from Grus americana (Whooping crane), 5073 nucleotides. RefSeq names its product autophagy related 2A (gene ATG2A). The record is from RefSeq and is a predicted model, not a curated record. Bases 43 to 5037 code for a protein of 1664 amino acids. NCBI's taxonomy places the organism in Eukaryota, Metazoa, Chordata, Aves, Gruiformes, Gruidae. The transcript has 40 exons. Gene Ontology annotation, molecular function: phosphatidylinositol-3-phosphate binding. Gene Ontology annotation, cellular component: extrinsic component of membrane; phagophore assembly site. Gene Ontology annotation, biological process: autophagy of mitochondrion; autophagosome assembly; reticulophagy.
UAGCGGCGGGACCGGCGGCGGGGCCGGACCGGGUCGGGCGGGAUGCGGCGGUGGGCGCCGGGGUGGUCGGAGGCCUUGAAGGCCCGGGCAGCCCGUUACGCGUUGGAACGAUCGCUUGGGCCUUUCCUGGAAGAACGGCUGCGGUUGGAGCAACUCAGCCUCGAUUUACGCGGCGGUACCGGCACCCUGCGCGAUCUCCGGUUGUGCGCCGCGGCGGUGGAUGAGGUGCUGGCCGGGGCGGGGGCGCCGCUGGAGCUGCGGGAGGGCUGUCUGGGCGCCGUCACGGUCACCGUGCCCUGGGCCGCGCUGGGCAGCCGGGCCUGCUGCCUGCACGUCACCGGGCUGCGGCUGGCCCUGGGCCCCCGGCAGUGGGGGGGGCCGGGGACAGGUCCCCCCCCCACAGGGCGACACGAACCGGGCCGGGACCCCCCCGUGGAGCCGCCCCCCCUGGAGGGGCUGGAGGCGCUGGCCCUCACCAUCGACGCAGUGCUGCGGCGGCUGCGGGUGGUGCUGGAGGACACGGUGCUGCGGGUGGAGCUGCCCCCGGGGGGGGCCCAGCCCGGAGCCGCCCUCGAGCUGCGUCUGCCCAGGGUGGAGUACCAGGACGAGGGGGGGCUGGGGGCUGCCCCCCCCGCCGUGCUGCACAAGGGGCUGCGGCUCUGCGACCUGCGGGUCUUCUGCCAGGAGCUGCCACCGCGCUGGCCCCUGGAGGACGCGCCCCCCCCCGUGCAGGUGGGGUUCAGCCCCGGCCCCUCCGAGCUCUCCCUCAGGCUGAAGCAGAACGAGGCGCUGCCGGGACCCACGGUGGACGUGGAGGGGAAGGUGGGGGCCCUGCACCUACUGCUGCCCCCCCCCGUGCUGGGGGCCCUGCGGGGGCUGCUGGGGGCCCUGAGCCCCCCCGAGCCGGGUGCCCCCCCCGCGGGGUGCAGCCGCCCCCUGGGCCCCCAGGACCUGCAGGUGAUCGAGCGGGAGCUGAGCCGCUGCCUGCGGGGGGGGGACACCGCUGGCCCCCCCGGAGAGGACCCCGACUCCGAUUUGUUCUACUCCAUGACGGGGUCGCUGGGGGGUGACAGCGUGGCCCCCCCCGAGGAGACCCCCCUGGGCAGCCCCCCCCUGAGCCCUGCGGGCAGCCCCUGGCGCCGGCCGCCCUCCCCCCACAGCUCUGCCCCCCCCGGGCGGGGCCCCCCAUGGCGGGGGGGCGCGCGGGUGCGGGUGACGCUGGGGACGGUGACGGUGACGCUGCCGGAGGAGGAGGAAGAGGAGGAGGAAGAGGAGGAGGAGGAGGAGGGGUCGCCCCCCCCCGGGUCCUACCAUCGCUUGUGGGCGGGGCUUACUGCUGGCCACGCCCACCCCACCUCGGGCCACGCCCUCCCCUUCCCACACCUCAGGCUGUCGGCAGGGGGGGCGCAGGCAGGGCUGGAGCUGGGGGGGCCGGGGGGGCCCCUGGGGCAGCUCUCGCUCGCCCGCAUGGAGCUGCUGGAGGAGCUGCCGGGGGCGGAGCCACACCGCCUGCAGAUGCUGCGGUUUCCCAUGGCGACGGCUGGCCCCGCCCCAGCCCAGCCCUGCCUCCGCCUGCGCUACGGCCCCCCCAGCCCCGCCCCCCCCGGGGACCCCCCCGUGCAGGCCCCCCCCCUGACCCGGGAGCUGUCCCUGGAGCUGAGCCCUUUGGAGAGCGACCUGGACCUGGGGCUGAUUGACAGGCUUGGCCCCGCCCUCACCUGCCUGAUUGGCCCCACCCCUGAGCAGGCCACACCCCCUGGCAAGGGGCUGCAGUGGGCGUGUCCCAGCGUGCGGUGGGCGGCACCGGGGGCGGUGCUACGGCUCCGGCUGCCCCGCGUGGAUCUGCGCCCCCCCCCGGCACGGGGACCCCCCCCAAACCUGCGCCCCGAAAGUUUCCGACUGGAACUGGGGGAGCCCCGCGGGAGGGCGGGGCCGAAGGGCGGGGUCUUGGUCUGCACCCACCUGCUGGUUGUUUACGAGUCCGAGGACAUGGGGAACGUCCCCUGCCUGCGCGUGGAGCCCGGCCCUGCCCCCGGUGGCACCUCCUGCCUGCCCACGCUGGAGGUGACGGUGCCCGACCCCCCCUCAGGGGUCCCCCCCGGGCCCCCCCCAACGCCUUUCUCUGCCCGACGUAACAUCUACGAGAGCCACGAGCUGGUGCUGCCGGGGACCCCCGAGGAACUGGAGUCGUUUGUGGGGGGGGCGCUGAGGGGGGCCCCCUGCACCCUGCGCCUGACGCUGCCCCGCGCCCACCUGCGCCUGCGCCCCCCCGAGCUCACCCAGCGCCUCUACAACAGAAUCAACAACGAUCUCCUGCUAUGGGAGCCUGCUGGCCACGCCCCCUCGGGAGGCCACGCCCCCUCGGGAGGCCACGCCCCCUCGGGAGGCCACGCCCCCUCGGGAGGCCCCGCCCCCUCGGGAGGCCCCGCCCCCUCGGGAGGCCCCGCCCCUUCACAGAGCCCCGCCCCCUCGGGAGGCCCCGCCCACACCAGAGGCUCCGCCCCUCCGGGCUCCGACACCUUCAAGCCCUGCAAGUCGGCUGUGGGGACGGACUCGGAGGAGGAGGAGGAGGAAGAGGAGGACGAAGGCCCCACGGUGACACCGGGGGACGCGGGGGACGCGCCCCCCCCAACCCAGAGCGGCGUCGCCGUCCUCGUCACCGUCCUGCGGGGCCGCGUCACCGCCCACUGUCACCCCACGGAGGGGGUUUCGGGGGGCUGCCUGGUGCUGGAGGUGGGGGAGGGGCGGCUCUGCAUCCUGCCCCGCCCGGGGGGCCGGGGGGGCCACGCCCACGCCUGCGCCGAGGCCCGGCACGUCGCCCUCUACCACGGGUCGGUGCCGGAGGAGGCGGGGGAGGGGCUGGAGGUGCCGGGGGAGGGGGGGCCGCCCCCCCCCCUGCUCCCCACCCUGCUGCCCUGGGAGGAGCCCGCGCCCCCCCCCGGGGUCCCCCUGCCCCCCCGAAUGCUGGGGCUCGCGCUGGGGAGCAGCCUGGACCCCCGGAGCAACGUCAGGGAGCUGGUGGUGACGGUGGCCCUGGAGGGGGUGACGCUGCGGCACCGCCCCGCCCCCCCCGGGCAGCGCUGGUACAGCCAGCUGCUGGCCCUGCUGGCGGUGGAGGACGAGCCGGUUUUGGGGUACACGGCACCCACCCCCCUCACCCAGCUGCACCUGCACCUCUGCCGCUGCGCCCUCGACUACAGACCCCCACCCCUCCCCCUGCGCGUCCUGGUCACCGCCGAGACCUUCAGCGUCACCAGCACCAUCGUCACCGACACCGCCGUCUUCCUGCUCAGACUCAUGGUGGACGACGGCGCCGUGUUCCUCAGCGAGCGCUGGCGCGAGGACGCGCUGGAGCUGCAGCGAGAUUACGUCUGCGUUCUGGACGUCGACUUCUUGGAGCUGGUGGUCACCACCUGGAAGGGCGACGGCGAGGGGCAGAGCCCGCCCUGCCCGCGGGAGGAGCUGCGGUUGGCGCCCGCCCGCCUGCGCGCCCGCACCUGCCCCGACAGCGCCGCCGCCAUCGCCCGGCUCCUGCGGCACCUGGGCGGCCCCACGGCCGGACCCACAGCCGGACCCACGGCGGGACCCACGGCGGGACCCACGGCGGGACCCACGGCCGGUCCUCCUUCAUCUCACGGGGACAGCCAGGUCUCCCCGGCCCCCCCCGGCCCCCCCACGGCCACCAUCAACCAGCAGGACCUGACGGACGCCCUCCGCGACGCCCCACGGCUGCCCCACGGCGCCCCACAACCCCCCGAUGAGGCCCCGCCGCCCCCCCCAGCCCCCCCUGUCUCUGUGUACCUGUUUCCCGGUGAGGGGGGGCCCCGGCCCCACAGCGGCCCCAUAGCGGCUCCUCCGGCCCCCCCUGAGCCCCCCCCAGCUCCGUUGGGGGGCAACGACAGCCCCGACCCUGACGGCUUCUGCAUCCUGGAUGCCCCCGGCACCCCCAGCCCCGGCGCCGUGGAAACCCCCCGGGUGCGUUGGUUGGUGCCGGGACCCCUGCGGGUGCAGGACGGGCACUUCGGCCCCCCCCGGGGGGAACGGGACCGGCUGCGCCCCCCCCCAGGGCUGCCCCCCCCCCCGCAGCCGCCUGCUGCUGCGCGACGUCUCCCUGCAGUGGCAGCUCUACGGGGGGCGGGACUUCGGGGCUGGCCCCGCCCACGCACGGUCUCGCCGCAGUGGCCACGCCCCCUCUGGCUCCGCCCAGUCCCGGUGGCGAAACCGGGGGGGCCCCGGACGGAGACCGGAGCUGCUGAUGGAGCUGCACCUCGGCAAGGGAUUACGUCAGCAGCUUCCUGGCACACAUGGGCCCCCCCGCGGCCCCCCCGCACCCCCCCGACGCCCCCCCAGGUGCCGGGGACCCCCCCGGGCUGGAGCCGCUGGCGGAUGAGGAGCCCGACACCGAGACCCCCCCCCGUCUACUUCCGGGAGUUCCGGUUCACGGCCGAGGUCCCCGUCUGGCUGGACUAUCGCGGGAAACGCGUCACCAUGGAGCAGGGCGCGCUGGCCGGGAUCCUGAUCGGGUUGGCCCGGCUGAACUGCUCCCAGCUGCGCCUGAAGAGGCUGUGCCACCGGCAGGGGCUCUUGGGGCUGGGGAAGGUCGUGACCUUCGCGGUGACCGAGUGGCUUCGGGACAUUCGGUGCCACCAGCUGCCCGGGCUGCUGGGGGGGGUGGCCCCCGUGCACGCUGUGCUGCGCCUCUGGCGGGCGCUGCGGGACCUGCUGGCGCUGCCGCUGCCGGGGGGCCGCCCCGGGGGGGUGACGCGGGGGGUGACGCGGGGGGUCACCGCGCUGGGCGCCGCCUCCGCCUCCGCCGCCAUCGGCCUCGGCACCCGCCUGCUGCGCGCCCUCCAGGCGCUGGCAGAGGCUCUGUACGAGCUGCUGGCCCCCCCCAGCCCCCCCCGGCCCCUGGGGGCCCCCCCAGAGCCUCCAGGAGACCCCCACCAGCCCCCCCCCGGCGACAGCACGCGGAGGAGCCCCGCCCCCCACGAAGGACACGAGGGGCCCCGCCCCCCCCCGCGGCCCCGCCCCCAAUAAAGCCGUGGAACUGGGAGCACUGGGAUGGACUGGUUG